GAACCAGCACGGUGGGGAGGCAGCAGUCAUGCCAAGAGCUGUGGGGGGAGCAGGAUGGCACUGAGGGACAAGUAGUGAGCUGCUCGGGCUGGGGUGGCUGUCCACUGACAGAGACCUCUCUCGGCCAGCCCAAGUUCUCCCUGUGCCUUGGAACAAGCUUGUCCUCUCGCAUCUUCCCUGUUAUGAAAUGAGAUGCUAAUUUUUCUCCUGGGGUGUGUGCAUUUAGAGGCAUUUUGUUUGGCUUCCACCAAUUAAGUAUGAAAAUGAAAAUGUCCUGAAGGGAGGGAGAGAUGCCAAGAGAGGAUGGAUAAGAGAAGCCUCAGUCCCGCUGUCCCUGACACACCAUGACCUCUGGAGUCCUGUUUCUUCAUUCUGGUUUAAUAUUAACCCGGCAGGGCUGUGACUCCGCUUAUUCUGCUCCCUUUGCAUUUCCUCCGCAGCCAGGGCUGUACAGCAUGGCGCACAGCAAAACCAGCAUACUGCAGGGCCUGCUCCUUUCCAGCCUUCUGCACCUCACCUUGAGCCACGAUGGAGUUUUCCUGGAAAAGGGGCAGGCACUGUCAUUGCUCAAGCGCCCACGACGUGCCAACAAGGGAUUUCUCGAAGAGAUGCUUAAAGGAAACCUGGAGCGAGAGUGCCUGGAGGAGAUAUGCAGUUACGAGGAGGCCUUCGAAGCCCUCGAAUCCACCGUUGACACGGAUGCAUUUUGGCCAAAAUACCAAGUAUGUCAGGGCAUGAGAAAGACCAGGACAGCUUUGGAUGCUUGUUUAGAAGGUAAUUGCUCUGUUGGUCUCGGCCAGAACUAUCAGGGGACCAUUAGUUACACCAAAUCAGGGAUUGAAUGUCAAGUGUGGACAAGCAAAUACCCACAUAUACCUAAAUUUAAUGCCACCAUCUAUCCCACCCUCAUUGAGAACUACUGCAGGAACCCAGACGACAACUCCGAAGGCCCAUGGUGCUACACCCGAGACCCAACGGUAGAACGGGAGGAAUGUCCCAUUCCAGUGUGCGGUCAAGACAGGACAACGGUUGAGUUUACUCCACGGGUCACAACACAAGCCCCAGUGCAGGCCUGUGAACCAGAGAAAGGCAUGCUUUACACAGGGACCCUCUCAGUCACUGUGUCUGGGGCUAAGUGCCUGCCGUGGGACUCAGAGAAGGCCAAGGUAUUGCUCCAAAACAAAAACAUCGCCCCAGAGGUGAAGCUGCUGGAGAAUUACUGUCGGAACCCUGAUGCAGAUGAAGAGGGUGUCUGGUGUGUAACAGAUGAACCAUCCAACUUUGAAUAUUGUGACCUGCACUACUGCGACAGCUCGCUAGAGGAUGAGAAUGAACAGCUGGAGGAAAGAGGAGGACGUACCCUCCUUCCUCAAGAGUUCCAAACCUUCUUUGACGAUGAAACUUUUGGUGCAGGCGAAGCAGAUUGUGGCACUCGUCCUUUAUUUGAGAAGAAAAAGUUAACAGACAAAAGUGAGAAGGAGCUGCUGGAGUCAUAUAUGGGAGGCAGAGUUGUGCAUGGGGAUGAUGCAGAACUAGGAAGUUCCCCCUGGCAGGUGAUGCUCUACAAAAAGAGUCCUCAAGAGCUCCUGUGUGGUGCCAGCCUCAUCAGUAGUAACUGGGUCUUGACUGCUGCUCAUUGUCUUUUUUAUCCACCCUGGGACAAGAACUUAACUACAAAUGACAUCUUGGUGCGGAUUGGCAAACAUUUCAGGGCAAAAUAUGAAAAGAACAAGGAGAAAAUUGCUCUAUUGGAUAAAAUCAUCAUCCAUCCCAAGUACAACUGGAAAGAGAACAUGGACCGAGACAUUGCACUCCUGCACCUGAAGAGACCCAUCGCCUUCAGUGACUACAUCCAUCCUGUCUGCCUGCCUACCAAAGAGGUCGUGCAAAGGCUGAUGCUGGCAGGUUAUAAAGGGCGGGUAACUGGCUGGGGGAAUCUGAAAGAAACAUGGGCCACUAGCCCAAGCAACCUCCCCACAGUCCUGCAACAGCUCAAUGUACCCAUUGUAGACCAAGAUACCUGCAAGGCAUCCACCAGAGUUAAAGUCACUGACAACAUGUUCUGUGCAGGUUACAGUCCUGAAGACUCAAAGAGAGGAGAUGCCUGUGAAGGGGACAGUGGGGGACCUUUUGUAAUGAAGAACCCGGAUGACAACCGCUGGUAUCAAGUGGGGAUAGUUUCAUGGGGAGAAGGCUGUGACCGAGAUGGCAAAUAUGGAUUUUAUACCCACGUAUUCCGUCUGAAAAAGUGGAUGCGAAAAGCCAUUGAAAAACAAGGGGGAUAGAAGAAGCGUUUCCCUUGCUUGUUCUCAGUUUUGCUACAGUAUUCCAGGUCUUGAAAACAUAAGCAUUGAAGAUCCUGAAGUAAAAGUUAUAUGCCUACAACUUGACAAAGGAAGGUAUUCUCCCUUGAAAAUAAAAGUUCUCAACAACCUCAUCUUCCUUCUGUUCAUACUGAAUUGAAUUGCACUUGAAUCCAUGCAAUCACAAUAGCUGGGAGUACCAGACAACACUAGUUGUACUGCUAAUUACCUAUUGUGCCUCAAACAUUCUCCUCCCUUCUAUCAGCUCUAAUAAUCAAGAGAUCUUAGACCUCACAUGAUGGACUUCAGAUACAGUAAGCAAAACUUCCCUCAUACACUAUUUCCUCCCUUCCAGUCAAUGCAUUUUCUCUUCCAGAAAUUGAACAGAAAAUGUACUGGAGAUAAUCCCCCUAUAAAAAUUGUGGCAUUAUUCAAAAUGAUAAUAUUGAUGUCAGAAGUAAAGCAACAUUUUUUUUUUUUUAAAAUAAGA
Messenger RNA from Cygnus olor (mute swan), 2793 nucleotides. It is a transcript of the gene F2, whose product is annotated as coagulation factor II, thrombin. Gene Ontology annotation, cellular component: extracellular region. The record is from RefSeq and is a predicted model, not a curated record. Gene Ontology annotation, biological process: proteolysis; platelet activation; blood coagulation. Gene Ontology annotation, molecular function: calcium ion binding; serine-type endopeptidase activity. The transcript has 14 exons. NCBI's taxonomy places the organism in Eukaryota, Metazoa, Chordata, Aves, Anseriformes, Anatidae. Bases 345 to 2285 code for a protein of 646 amino acids.